AAAAAAAAAAAAAAAAAAAAAAAAAAAAAAAAAAAAACCAAAACUAAGCUAGUAUUUCAUCAUCCCCAUCUAAAACCCUUUCACAUACACAACAACAAAUCCAUGGCUUCUUCUUCUUCACUCUCUUUCACUUCUCAACUCAUCAAAUCUCCCAUUUCCUACAAAAACCCCACUUACCAAUCAUCCAAACAGCCCCUCCCCUCAAUUCACUGUGGUAUUCGUGAACUAAGAGAAAGAAUCACCUCAGUAAAAAACACCCAAAAACUUACAGAAGCAAUGAAAUUAGUAGCAGCAGCCAAGAUUAGAAAAGCCCAAGAAUCAGUCAUUAACACUAGACCAUUUAAUGAAAACUUAGUUGAUAUGUGUUAUAACAUAACACAACAACUUCAAUUAGAAGAUGUGGAAAUACCCUUAACUGAAAAAAGACCAGUAAAGAAAGUUGCCCUUGUUGUUAUUACUGGUGAAAGAGGUCUUUGUGGGGGUUUUAAUAAUGCAAUCAUCAAGAAAGCUGAAACCCGAAUAGCGGAAUUGAUUAAUCUUGGUGUUGACUAUACUCUGAUCAGUGUUGGUAAAAAGGGUAAUUCUUAUUUUCGUCGAAGGAAAGGUGAAUUUGUUGAAAGGUAUGUCGAAGGAGAGAGUUUUCCUACUGUAAAAGAAGCUCAGGUUAUAGCUGAUGAUGUUUUCUCAUUGUUUAUAAGUGAAGAAGUUGAUAAAGUUGAGGUUUUGUAUACUAAGUUUGUUUCGUUGAUUAAAUCCGAUCCGGUGAUACAUAGUUUGUUACCAUUGUCGACGAAAGGAGAGGUUUUCGAUGUGAAUGGGAAGAGUGUUGAUGUUGAUGAAGAUGAGUUCUUUAAGUUGACUACUAAAGAAGGGAAAUUGGUUGUGGAGAGGGAUCAUUUGAGGGUGAAAAAGGGGACAUUUUUGCAAAAUAUGGAGUUUGAGCAAGACCCUGCUCAGAUUCUUGAUGCAAUGAUGCCUCUUUAUUUGAAUAGCCAGAUUUUGAGGGCACUUCAAGAGUCAUUUGCAAGUGAACUUGCAGCUAGAAUGAAUGCAAUGAGUAGUGCCACGGAUAAUGCGGUUGAGUUGAAGAGGAACCUUUCGGUUGCUUAUAAUCGGGAGAGGCAGGCGAAGAUCACUGGUGAGAUAUUGGAGAUUGUUGCUGGAGCGGAGGCACUUACGUAGCUGUGCUGAUUCUCGUUUUGUUUUUUGUAAUUUGGAUAUCAUUUAGUGUGUUUCAUUGACUCCUUUUGCAAAUAGAAGCUUGUUGGAGGCUUACGAAGAUGUCAUGGAGUUUCAUCACGGUGACUAUUUUUCAAUUACUGGACCGGAAA
Molecule: messenger RNA, 1331 nt
Organism: Lycium ferocissimum
Lineage: Eukaryota; Viridiplantae; Streptophyta; Magnoliopsida; Solanales; Solanaceae
Product: ATP synthase gamma chain, chloroplastic-like
Exons: 1
Coding region: 103-1182 (359 amino acids)
Biological process (GO): proton motive force-driven ATP synthesis
Cellular component (GO): chloroplast thylakoid membrane
Molecular function (GO): proton-transporting ATP synthase activity, rotational mechanism
Source: RefSeq, a predicted model, not a curated record